AUGGACGGAUUGAAGCUAUUUGGCGGCGUGGAAGGAGGCGCAACACAUUCAAACCUAGUUAUUUGUGAUGAGACUGGCAAAGUAGUCAGCAGAUCAAAAGGUCUUGGGACAAAUCACUGGAUACUCGGCAUUGAGGAAUGUGCAAAGCGUAUCAUUCAGAUGGUGCACACUGCUAAAGAUGAAGCGGACAUACCUAGAGAUAGACCUUUGGAUUCAUUGGGUCUGACGCUGUCUGGGUGCGAGCAAGACAGCAGCAAUGCAGAUUUAGCUAGACGGGUCAAGGAGUUGGACGAGAAUAGCGCAAAAGCGAUAUAUGUAGCGACGGAUACUGCUGGAUCACUUUUCACAGGCGCUCCUAAUGGUGGGAUGGUUCUUAUAGCUGGUACCGGAUCAAACGCUUUAUUGAGGACGCCCGAUGGUCAGCAGUUUGGCUGCGGAGGCUGGGGUUACCUUCUGGGCGACGAAGGAAGUGCUUAUUGGAUCGCUCAUCGCGCUAUCAAGAUCGUCUUGGACGAAACGGAUGGCUUUCGUCCAGCACCACAUUCUAUUACCAAGGUGUGGGAGACCAUCAGAACUUACUUCAAAGCAGAGACCAGACCCGACCUUUUCCCUCACGCGUACAAACAUUUCGAGAAGCCUUUUUUUGCCGGUCUAACAGCUGAGUUGUCCAUACUCGCGGAUGAAGGCGAUGCCCUAUCGCAACACAUAUUCGCAGACGCAGGUGCAGCACUAGCGUUGCACGUUGUUGCUCUCGCGUCGCGCAGCCAGAAUGGAACGAGGCCUUUCGAGAACGGCUUAAGAAUAGUCUGCGUUGGAUCUGUCUGGAAGAGCUGGCAUGCGCUCGCGCCGGGUGCGUUGAGCGUUUUAGCAGCGAGACGGUUAAACAUUGAAUUAGAGCUGGUACGACUUCGUGUGUCGAGUGCUAUGGGUGCUGCGUGGUUAGCAGCAAAACACGUGAACUUCUCCCUUCCCCGGGACGACUCGGCCUUCUGUGAGGUUUUCUACACAUAUAGACCAGAUAAUGGCAGAGUGAAAGAUAUUGACGGCUACGGUUGUGGCUGUAGCGAAUUUUGGAGCUAA
Leptosia nina is the source of this 1080-nucleotide messenger RNA. The record is from the annotation of a GenBank genome assembly. NCBI's taxonomy places the organism in Eukaryota, Metazoa, Arthropoda, Insecta, Lepidoptera, Pieridae.